Drosophila elegans is the source of this 997-nucleotide messenger RNA. It is a transcript of the gene Jhbp3, whose product is annotated as protein takeout. The transcript has 3 exons. NCBI's taxonomy places the organism in Eukaryota, Metazoa, Arthropoda, Insecta, Diptera, Drosophilidae. The coding region runs from base 160 to 900 and encodes 246 amino acids. The record is from RefSeq and is a predicted model, not a curated record.
UUGACGGUUACUAAAACAACACCCGGCUCUACUAGCUCGAGAACGUUGAGCAGCCUUCGACAGUUUAUAAAAAUAUAACAAACCAGUGCCAAAACAAACAUUUGAAAAUCAAAUUUAAAUCUCUACCAACUUGUAAUACAUUGCAACUUAAGAAGCGAAAUGCACCCCUCACUUGUCGUAGCCUCUCUGUUGAUCUGUUUUGUGGCUUGCAGCUUAGCUGCCACCAUGCCUGACUAUAUCCAGGUUUGCCAUCGCAAUGAUCCCGAGCUAUCGAAGUGCCUGAAGAGAAGUGUUCACAAUUUGCGACCCUAUUUGGCCAAAGGCAUUAAGGAAUUGAAUGUCCCGCCACUAGAGCCCCUCUACAUUGGAGAUCUGAAUUUUUUGGAUGGCUCCGCUGGUCUUACGGUUAGAGCCAAGAAAAUGAACAUUCUAGGGGCCUCGAAUUUCGAAAUCACUAAGCUGCGUGCAUCGACCCAAAGUCGUCGUUUCGAUUUCGAGUUGAUUCUCCCUCAUCUUCAUGGAGAGGGGCUCUACGAGAUCAACGGCAACAUCCUGGCACUUCCCAUCAAGGGUAGUGGACCAUUCACGGGAAACUUCACCAACUUUGUGGCUUAUGUGCGGGUCCAAUAUGAUAUCAAGACCGUUAAUGAUCUGGAAUACCUGCAUGUCAAGGAGUUCGCCUUGAAGAUUCGCACUGGCAAGGGUAACCUGAAGCUGGAGAACCUCUUUAAUGGAGACAAGGUCCUGGGCGAUGUUAUUAAUGACACGAUCAAUCAAAAUUUCGAGGUCUUCACCAACGAUUUGAUCGCACCAAUUGCCCGCGCUCUGGAGGCCAAUUUCCUGGUCAUCACAUCCAAAAUACUGGAAAACUUCACCUACAGCGAGCUGUUCCCAGUCUAAUGGCGCACUGUACUUAAACUAGAAUUAAGCUUGUGAUACACUCGAAUUGUUUUAAUUAGUCCUAAAGAAUUCAAUAAAAAUAUCAAAUUUGAACAGA